CGAAUCCUUUUCAGUAUGGGCCACGGGCUAAAUCAUAAUCAGAGUGACGAUGUGUUAGUGUAAUAGCCAGUCGAUUACCCAACAAUCGUAUCCAUCCACUUGAUCUCUUUGCAAUCGAUUUAGCACAACAAAAGUGCCAAAGUGGUGUUUUAGUGUCCCUCCGGGAGGUUUUCCUGUAACAGGUUCGGGUAGAGCGUACUUUAGUCGGACAGAUGCAUCGCUACCAGCACCGUGCCAGUGUGUCCAGUAAGAGCUCGCUGUUCCUGGCGAGCAAAAGUUCCCCCUCGUCGGGUCAAACCCAGCAGCGACGGAUCAAACCCGUGGUCCACCAUCUCGGGAAAUCGUACGAGGGCUUCAAUGUCGAUUCCGGCUUCGAAACGUCCGAGUUCGGUUUCGUGGACUUUGCCGAGGACGUGUUCAACUGCCAGGACGAACAUCCGCCCAAAUUGAUUGAGGAGGCGGCCGCACUAUUUGGGUUAGUGGCUGGCACGGCCAAUCGACCCGCUCACAGCAGACAAUCGCACUCGGGCCGCAGUCAUUUGGCAAUGAUGGACCAGUCCAGACGUAGUUCGAGCUCGUUCCAGAUCUGCGGCGGCGGAGGCGGACGCUUCCAACGUCGGAGAAAUAGGAGCCGAGUUUCGUUCGACUUUGACCCGUCCCAUCAGCAUGGCUCCGUGGUCACGACGGCAGACGCCACGGCGACGACGAUGGCCCAGUCCGGCGAGAACAACCGCCGAAAACAGUCGAUUGCUGUGCCGCCCCCGCAAUUGCCGCCUGCUUCCGCCGAAACCGCAGCAGCGUCCCCUGCCAAACUGAUGUCCGCCGACCAAAAUCAAAAUCAAGAGCAGCCACAGCAGCAUCCGCUUUUCCCCAAGAUGACCAAUUAUGCAAAACGUGCCGAUGCGAUGAAGGCCCUUCUAAUCGAAAUGCAGGCGGCCCAGCAGCUUAAACCACCUCACGUGCUGUUGCUUCGCUUUCCGGAUCCGGAACUCAGCAAGGAAAUCGUUCAAGGCUACUCGACGUGCAUCGAGCAGGUUACUUUCCAUCGUCCUUCGACACCGCGAUACUGUAUGGUUCAUCUGAAGGCGGAUGCAGAUGUCGAAAGAGUUAUUCAGCAACUUUCCAACAUAUCUUUUGGCACCGGAAAAAUAAGCGUCGAGCGAAAGACGAAAAAUAUCGAACAGAAGCCAACGUCCAAACCGGAAGAGAUCGAUCCCCAGACGCUGUACAUUGGAAACUUGCCGAAUUCGGUGACCGUCUACACGGUCAAGCAAAUGUUCCCGGCUGCCAGGCGCAUCGACAUCGGCCACGCACAACGCCUGAAGCACACGCGCUACGCUUUCAUCCGGUUCCACAAUGUGGCGGAAGCGAUUUCCGCCUUCAAGGCCAACUUCAACAAGGUCAUCGAUGGCCAGAAUGUGAUCAUCCGGUUCCGCCGUUACAAUGCACCAAUUGCCAUGCCGGAGGACAUGAAAACCCCCAGGACCACGAAACGACAGAAAGGCCAACCGGGUCAGCUGUUUGUGUCAAUCGAGCAAAAGCCUGGCCAAACUAACAUGAAUGGUAGACAACAACAACAACAGCAACCGACAGCCGGUGAAAUUCAUCCCUCAGACACGCUGAACACCAUCAAGACGGAAAUUCUGGACGAGGACUGCGGGGGAUUCGAUGUGUAUCAGCCGAUGCUGAAAAUUGAACCCCCGGAACAGUUUUGCGACAAUCUGGAAACCGACGAGGACGAAGAUGAAAUCGAGGAUUUUCUAGAGGAAGAUGAACAGGAGGAUCUGAAUCUGGACGAAAUCAGCACCGACCGGAACUACUGUGAGGACAACGACACUGAUCUGGGUGCCGUCGAUGAAAACUACUGGACGCUGGAACAGCUACGCAAUAAGCUCUCCAACAGCGACGAAGUGUCAACGUCCGCAUCGGAUUCGAUCAAGAGCGACAUCUUCAUGGAGCACGAGUCGAUCACCAUUACUAGCUGCUCUACUACUGUAAAUAAGGCCAAAAAGGAUAAACCCGGGUUCAUCGCUAGUCGACGCCGUGACGAUCAGGUCGAAGAUCUGUUCAGUGCCCUAGAACCCGAUGACGAUUUGUCGAUCUAAAUAUUGGACAGUUUGACUUGCAAAAAACGUUCUAGUAGCUAAGUUACGCAAUGUUUAGUGUUAGUUACCCUCACCAGAGGAUAAUAAUUGGCUCUAACGCAUUAGAGCAGUAAUCAUUCAAGCUUCCAAAUGUUUCCCAAGUUUGCGGAUCCCGUGACUAUGCCAAAUAUUUAAGCCGACCAAAAAAAGAGAAAAGUUCAACUUGUUAUAGAGAUUAGAGUUAGAUUUCUUGGAAUUAUGCUAGUUUAUUGCCAAUAAUUAGAUUUAAAUUUGCCUUAGCAUAACCUGUUAGCGUGUAUGGCUGAUUAUCUAUGAGUAGAUGAAAAAUCAA
Molecule: messenger RNA, 2436 nt
Organism: Uranotaenia lowii
Lineage: Eukaryota; Metazoa; Arthropoda; Insecta; Diptera; Culicidae
Gene: Pof
Exons: 7
Coding region: 213-2105 (630 amino acids)
Molecular function (GO): RNA binding
Source: RefSeq, a predicted model, not a curated record